Penicillium cataractarum is the source of this 483-nucleotide messenger RNA. Its product is annotated as kinase-like protein. The record is from RefSeq and is a predicted model, not a curated record. Gene Ontology annotation, cellular component: mitochondrion. The transcript has 2 exons. NCBI's taxonomy places the organism in Eukaryota, Fungi, Ascomycota, Eurotiomycetes, Eurotiales, Aspergillaceae. The coding region runs from base 1 to 483 and encodes 160 amino acids.
AUGCGACAUUUUUCGAGAUAUAUCAGUCAAUUCUCGAAGUCAUUACCCAGGAGGAUCUCUUCUUUAAGUAGUAGCCCUGAUCUGUUCGAGUACACCUCUGGACGCUUUUUGUUCAACGAGGACCUCCGCCGCGCUGAACGUCGUAUCCAAUUCGACGUGGAUACUCUUGCAAGGGCGGCCUGCCACUCUGUUGGCCGCCACCUGAAUAGCGUGACCUCGAUCACAAAACUCGCCGAGGGGGGCUUCAAUCGCGUCUUGCAAAUCACCUUCAAUGAUGGAUAUACAGUUCUUGCACGGCUACCUUACAAGUCAACCGUCCUAAAGCAUCUUAUAGUGGUAAGUGAAGCUGCCGCCCUGGCACUUCUACGAGCUUACAGGGUCCCGGUUCCUAAAGUCAUUGCGUAUUCCCCAGAUCAGACGAACGCCGUUAGGACCGAAUACAUUCUACUAGAAAAACUCGAAGGGACGCCGUUAAGCGACUAG